Molecule: messenger RNA, 2129 nt
Organism: Mytilus trossulus (common blue mussel)
Lineage: Eukaryota; Metazoa; Mollusca; Bivalvia; Mytilida; Mytilidae
Exons: 3
Coding region: 30-2129 (699 amino acids)
Molecular function (GO): copper ion binding; oxidoreductase activity
Source: RefSeq, a predicted model, not a curated record
UGCUAGUUUUGGAUUUUACUACAUCAGAAAUGACGGAUAAAGAUUUGUUUGAUCAACUACAAAAAAAUGGAACCGCUUGUAAAGAAGGAACAUGUAGAGAGACCGACUUAAUUUGUGAAUGCUUUCUGACUGUAAACCAUAAACUUAGUAUGAUUUACAAAGGACCCAAUUCAUCACAGGCAAUACUGUUAAAGCCAUUAAAUGGACGGGCUGUUAACUAUCUUACUGGACAGACAUACGAUCAACAAAUAGAAGACACAUUUGUUUUAGCGGAUGGAAAUCACUCAAAAAUAGUUAUAUUACUAAAUGGACGAUUUCCUGGACCUCCCAUUACUGCGUAUGAAUAUCAAGAUAUAAUUGUACACGUUCGUAACCUGUUGCAUACGGAUGCUGUUACCAUUCACUGGCAUGGUAUGCAACAGAAAGGUACACCUUGGUCCGAUGGGGUAGCCUUUGUUUCCCAAUGUCCUAUACUACCAGGGCAAAAUGUCACAUACAAGUUCAAAGGAAAACCGUUUGGAACCAGUUUUUACCAUGCCCAUAUUGGGGAUCAAAGGACAAUGGGUCUGUAUGGACCGUUGAUUAUUCUUCCACUGAGUGGUCAAAAUAUUUCGCAGCCCCAAAAAGGAAGCAAUGUAUUUGUAGUAGCUAUACAAGACUGGAAUCAUAAUGACGAUGCCGAUGUUCUGUACCAGAAAAUGUUGGUAGGUGAUUACGACAUGAACACAGGACGUCUAUAUAACACAACGUCAGACUUAUCUGGUGCCAUGUACAGUAGAUUCCAAUUCCAUUCCGGUCUUAUUAAUGGUCGUGGGCGUUUUUAUAUUACACAUAACCAAACCAAUGGCUCUCCACUUACAAAAUUUGUAGUACAAAGUAAUCAGACUUACAGAUUCCGAGUAAUAAGUGCAGCUACGUUAUAUCCGUUUCGCGUUUUUGUCCAGCAACAUCAACCAAUAUACAUAGUCGCAUCAGAUGGUUUUGAAAUAGAAAAGGUACCAGUUGAAUCCUUCAUAAUCCAUCCUGGUGAAAGGAUCGAUUUUUUAAUGGUUGCUAACCAAACUCCAGGAACGUACUUGUUAGUUGCUGAAACAUUAGAAGUUGAAGCCAAACAAAGAAAUCAAUAUCAUGUUGCCGAAGCGAUUAUCUUUUAUAACUCUUCGCAAAACAAAAUCAAUCUAAACCCUCCAAAGGUCAUAGAGGAAGUCUGUUCAACAACAUGCACAGUUUUUAAUUGUCCAUUUGAGUAUUACCCUGCAGCUGAAAAUCGAAAAUGUCUCUCAUUAAAUGAUGUCAGGUCCGCUGACCCUAAUUCCCACACAGAGGAUGUCGAAGGAGAUGCAAUUGAACACUUCUUUAAUUUUGCAUUCCCUGGCGAUAAAGGAUACACACCAGGGUCAGUGAAUGGUCACCAGUUUCGACCACCAUCAGUGGGGGCAUACGAACACCCAGAUACAGUCGACUACAACUGUGGUGCUUGUAAUGAAACCACUAUUUGUGAAUGCACGUAUGCUGUAACAUUAGAUAGUCCCAACAAGGACAAGAUUUACCAAUUUGUGUUGACUAAUAUCGGAAACGGUUCUGGUUGGUCUCAUCCGAUUCAUUUACAUGGACACUCGUUUUAUGUCAUGAAAAUGGCAUUUGGUAAAUACGAUAAAACUUCAGGCAGGCUGAUUCAAAAUGGAGGUCAUGAAAAUCAAGAUUUAAUUUGUAAUGACCCGAAAAGAUUUUGUUCUUAUGCAAAAUGGCGGAACAACUCAUGGUCAAACGGAUCCCAUCCCUUUCUUAAUUGGGAUAACCCACCUCAAAAAGAUUCAAUUAUCGUUCCAACUGGUGGGUACGUUGUCAUUAGGUUUAAGGCAGAUAACCCAGGAGUCUGGUUUUUCCAUUGUCAUAUAGAUUUACACAAUACAAAUGGUAUGGGAAUGAUAAUAAAUGAGUCACCAAGAAAUCAUCUAAAGGUCCCGAAUGGAUUCCAAAUUUGUGGAACUGCUCCAAAUGAUGAUGCAAGAGAAAAAUCAACAUCGUAUUUUUGGGAGAUGAUUGGAAUUCUAAUUUAUUCAAUAGUUAUAACGUUUACUCUGGCUUUUUGCUGUUGCAAAAAGAAGAGAGAUUACCAGCCGAUGUAA